Messenger RNA from Echinostoma caproni, 462 nucleotides. The record is from the annotation of a GenBank genome assembly. NCBI's taxonomy places the organism in Eukaryota, Metazoa, Platyhelminthes, Trematoda, Plagiorchiida, Echinostomatidae.
GAUACAAUAUUGGAAAAGCUGCGCCUUAAUAGUGCAGCUCUGAGAACCCAAUUGAGAAAAUGCAAAGAUCAGCUACGGCAAAAGGAGGAAAUAGGUGAGGUGCUGCAUGCAGUCGAUUUCGAACAGCUGAAGAUUGAGAAUUCCCAAUACCUCGCCAAAAUUGACGAAAAGAAUCAGGAAAUUCAGAGGCUGAAGGCCAUCGCUGCACGAACCCUCCAUAUUGUAAAUUCUUUGAAAGAACUCACGGCAGAACAGAAAUUCAAUAAAAAAUUCCAGGCACACGUGGAAUCCUAUCACGUACCAUCAAUCAUGAACUUUGUUCAACUCAGAGCAACAGAAAGACAGUUAUCCAAAGAAGAGGCGACUCGUAAAAGAAAACUAAAAAUAGCAGAGAUGGCUCUGAUCAGGCAUAAGAAAAUGUGGCGACAAGUGCUUCGUUCUGGUCUCAGCGGUGAAGUGUAA